AUGCCCGACGACGAAUACGCCUCCGUCGUCCGCGGGGGCCUCAAACUCAAAGGCGGCGCGCCCGCCGGCAUCAGGAAGAAAAAGAAGAGACCAAAGACGAGCACCAACGAAACGUCCAACGCAUCCAAGAAAUCAGCCUUGCAGUCUGCGCUCGAGGAGGAGGGAGACGCCGUGUCCUCGCAGGCUGUCGUGACAGGGAAGGGUAAGGCGAAGAAGGGUGGGGAGGAGGAGGAGGAGGAGGAGGAGGAGGAGGAGGAGGGGAUUGACGAGGAGCGCUUGAGGGGGUUGGAGGAGCGGCGGUGGGGGGGGUUACUUGAGCGUCUGCAGAAGGAGGGCGUCAAGACGCACAAGGAGCGAGUAGAGGAGCUGAAUAGAUACCUCUCGAAGCUGUCCGAGCAUCACGACAUGCCUCGCAUCGGACCCGGAUAA
Drepanopeziza brunnea f. sp. 'multigermtubi' MB_m1 is the source of this 429-nucleotide messenger RNA. The record is from RefSeq and is a predicted model, not a curated record. NCBI's taxonomy places the organism in Eukaryota, Fungi, Ascomycota, Leotiomycetes, Helotiales, Drepanopezizaceae.